Messenger RNA from Dothidotthia symphoricarpi CBS 119687, 472 nucleotides. RefSeq lists its product as uncharacterized. Lineage: Eukaryota; Fungi; Ascomycota; Dothideomycetes; Pleosporales; Dothidotthiaceae. The transcript has a single exon. The coding region runs from base 37 to 309 and encodes 90 amino acids. The record is from RefSeq and is a predicted model, not a curated record.
CUCACUUUUACAAAAGAAGUCUCGCCAAAUUGGAGCAUGCUAGGUAACCUGUUCUUGUUGUUAAUAUAUGCUAUUAGCACAGCUGUGCGGAUUGGAACUUGUUUUGAUUUGAACGCAACCCGAUUACCCAAAGCAUUACUCAAUAACACAAUGUGCUUUUAUUCUAGAUUCUCAUCCAUAGUUUGUCUCCUACCUCAGCCUCAGCUUUCAAAUCUCCAUAACAACACUCGAGGUGUCUUGUCCAAUGUAUUUCCCAUCGCCGCUUCCGAAAAUUCUAACUCAGAUGAAUGCUUGACCUCACACAGCUAGUCAUCUCGGUUAGCAUAAGCAUUUGGUGAAGUGAAGCAAGAUGUAGGUGUUAUACAUACUGCUCAUCGAACUCUCAAGCUCAAAGAUUGCUGAAUCCGAUGCCCUUGUUGUUUUUCCUCCCUUCUGACGGCCACGGGCUCGACGAUUAGUGCAACAUCAUAAC